Messenger RNA from Microsporum canis CBS 113480, 405 nucleotides. RefSeq lists its product as uncharacterized. The coding region runs from base 1 to 405 and encodes 134 amino acids. The record is from RefSeq and is a predicted model, not a curated record. NCBI's taxonomy places the organism in Eukaryota, Fungi, Ascomycota, Eurotiomycetes, Onygenales, Arthrodermataceae. The transcript is spliced from 4 exons.
AUGGCCGGCUUUGACUUCUAUAUAUGGCAGAUGGAGAGUAAAGAAGCUAUUAGGUUGUGCGCAUAUGUACACAGCCGACUUUUGAGUUAUUCUCCAAGGUCGUUUCCAAUGGAGAAAAGGAAGGAGGGGAAUAGCCAGUAUUAUGCAUCCGGUAUAACGUGGCGUUUCCUGUUGGUUGUCAUCGCGAGCGUUGAGGAGAGAACAGCGUCCAUGCUCCAAUGCCACUUGGGCAGCCCGGAGGUCCGGCAUGAUCAAGAUCUUACAAGAUCCGUGGGUGGCUGCCUGGUCUAUGUAACGUUUGUCUGGUGUGGGUUUCCGAAGGCUACCCGAGCAUUCUCCUGUCUGUCUGCCUGCCUGCCUGUCUGCCGAUCGGAAAAAGCAACGAUGGACCAGGAAGUCAAUUAA